UAUUGUUCGCGUCUUCAUGUCGAAAUAGGAGGACAUGUCCGAUAAUGAACAAUUUUAUACAUAAUUUAAAAAAAUAAUAAUUACACAAAUCGAUAUUAAUUUAUCAAAGAAGUAGAAAAACAAAUUAUCAAAAACGGAUAUGCGUCCAUUUGUUUGUGUAAAACGUACAGUAUUUUGUUCAAUAUACAUAUAAAAGGAAUGUGUUCCCAAAUAACAAAAAGUGUUGUGUGAAUUGUGCAAAAAUAAAAAUAGAUUGCACUCUUUUUUGAUUGUCUCCUGAGUGGAAUUUAUUCAUCAUCAAUUAAAAUUGAAGUGUAAAUCAAUCUUAAUAAGAAACCUAAUACAUAGUAAGAGAAGAAAUCAAAAAUUAUCCCUUCUUGACUGGAAAGAAAAAUUAUAUAUAGAUUAUAUAGAGAAAAUUAAAAGAAGAAAAAACUCAUCCAACAGUGCCGCGAAACAAGUUUUAUAAUUUAGUUUUUUUUUUUUUUAGUACAGCCGAGCCGAGUGAAGCAAAAUCAAAUUUGUACUAGAACAAACAAAGCAGUGUUUCAGUUGUUUUCUCUAUCUCACACAUCUAUGUAUGUCAUCGAGAUAACCCUUGAUCUCGCUCUCUCUCAUGCUUCGCGCAAAGUCGAAGCUCUUCGUUCGUAGUCGUCGUCGUCGUUGAAAUUGAACGUCGAAUCGAAGCCGAACCGAAACCAAAAAAUCCGGGAACCAUAUUUUUCGGUUCUGUAAUCUGUUUUUGGCUUAUUUUUCCAAAUGAAAAAUCCAUUCAAUUACACAAGUGUUUUGUCCAAAAAUUUGACUAAAAUAUUUUCCAAUCAAUUUACUUUGUGAAUAUGUAAAAAUUUAAUGUAAGUGUUCCAAGGAAGUCUAAGAAAAUUUCCAAUAAAAGAAAAAACUUCAAGUGAUGUGGUGUAGUAUACAAGAAAAGCGUAAAAUCGCCAUUGCUGUGCUGCUACUUGCUUUUUGCUGCUGCCACCAAAAAAUGUCUCGGGUGUUGGCGUUAAUUACAAAAAGAAUUGCUCGAUAAUUUUUCUCUUACUUUCGAUUCCCAAUUUGUUUUCUAUUUUUUUGGAUUUUGUGUUAAAAAAAUAAAUAAAAUGUUUUACCACAACGAAAACGAUAACGAAACGUGCAAUCUUUAGCACCAUUUGGAAAUAUGAAGGAUAAUAAUAUAAUAUAUAAUAUGUGUCAAGCAUACACAAAUGUGAAAAGAAACGAUUAAAAAAAAACUGCAAAACUAGUUUGAAAAAUAAAAUUACUGAAUAUAUAUUUCCUUGUGAAUUAAAUUUUGAGAAAUAAUAUAAAAGAAAACAAAAGAACAGUUUUUCAACAAAAAAAAAAAUAAAGGAGAAAAUAAAAGAAAACGCGAGAUUAUUGUUGUUUGUUUAGAAUAUUAUGGCCCAUCAGCAAUCGGCGGAUAACAAUUUGAAUGAUGUGAAUAUUGCUUCGCCCGCUAAUAUAGUUUGUGCCGCCGCCGCCGCCGGUGUCGGUAACGCCGAUGAUCAUACAAAAAAUCAUAAUCUUUUAAUAUCGCAAGCGCAAAACUUUCAAAAUGGAUCUGACUCAAAUAGUAGCAACAGUAACAGUAGCAGUAGCAGUAACAGUAGACACCUACAACAUCAUUCUAGAGGAGGCAUUAUGCCACAGCAACACCAUCAGCAGCAACAACAACAACAUCAACAACAACCAUCAGGAGGAAUAAUGAAUGAAAAGAUAAAAUCACCCUCCGGUCAGGGUGGCGGUAAUAGUAAUACAAGUGGUGCUAAUAACAAUCCCGUUGGAGUGCCCCCAAAUAAUAGUGAAGGUCAACCAAUACCACAACAGCAACCUCCCCAUAGUCAUCCUCCAUAUGGUGGAGAUAAUGCAAUGUCUCACUAUCAACAACAGCAGCAACAGCAUCAUCAACAUCUCCAACAUCAACAGCAACAACAUCAACAACAGCAACAGCAGCAACAACACCAACAACAGCAACAUCAUUUGUCACAACAACAAUUACAGCAACAGCAUCAACCUGGCGGUGAAAUGCCUUCCAAAGACGAUGGAAUCAAUGCCUAUACAGCGCCGACACCACCUCAGGUUGGUGGCGUAGGCCCACCGCCACCACCCGGACCUCCGCCGGGACAUCAUCCCUCUGCUUACGGAAGGUACCAUCAUGGUGAUCCGAAUAUGGAUCCCUAUCGUUAUGGUCAUUCGCCGAUGCAGCCAUUGGUUGGUGCUGGUGGUCCAGGUGCUGUAGGUGGCGGUGGUGGUAAACCACAAUCGCAACAACAACAACAGCAGCAGCCUCCACCACCUCCACCUUCGGGCAUUUCGUCACCCAACAGGCCACCUCCUCAGCGUUAUAUACCGGGUCAACCACCACAGGGGCCUACGCCAACGUUAAAUUCGUUACUUCAGUCGCAUCCACCACCACCACCGUCCCAACAUCGAUAUUCCAAUAGUUAUGACCCCCAACAGCAACAACAGCAGCAGCAACAACAACAACAGGGGUCUCAGCAACAACAGCAGCAGCAACAACAACAACAGCAGCAACAUGGCCCACCACCACCUCCUCAUCAGCCAUACGGUGGCCAACAAGGAUGGGCACCACCACCCAGACCUUAUAGUCCGCAAUUGGGUCCAUCUCAGGCUUAUAGGACACCGCCACCGUCAAACACUUCCAGAGGUCAAUCACCUUAUCCCCCAACGCAUGGGCAAAAUUCAGGUUCCUAUCCAAGUUCACCCCAACAACAGCCAGGUGGACCUCCUCCUCCACCACCCCAGACAACGGCGCAGGGCUCUGGUACAUCUCAAUAUUCACCAUACCCGCAGCGAUAUCCCACACCUCCAGGCCCGGCGACAGGACCAAAUCACAGGACUGCCUAUUCAACGCAUCAGUAUCCAGAACCAAAUCGACCUUGGCCAGGUGGAUCCUCGCCUGCUGCGAGUCCCGGUCCUGGUGGUCAUCCACAUCCUCCAGCAUCUCCUCAUCAACCACAACACGGUGGGCCACCUCCCAAUAGUCCUGGUCAUGCUGCUCCAAGCCCAUCUCCCCAGCCAUCGCAGGCAUCUCCAUCACCCCAUCAGGAACUUAUUGGUCAAAAUAGCAACGAUAGUUCAAGUGGUGGCGUCAGUGGUUUGGGUUCGGGACCCCCAGGUACACCAACACCCCAACAAGUGAUGCGACCUACCCCCUCGCCAACUGGUUCAUCAGGUUCAAGAUCAAUGUCUCCUGCUGUAGUGCAAAAUUUGCCUAUAUCGCGACCAUCGAGUAAUCAAUCUCAGUCGGGACAGCAAAUGCCACCCACAACCGCAAGUCAUAUGUCCCAUGGUAGCAAUGUAUCUAUUGCCGGCGUUCAACAGCAAUCUCAGCCACCGGGGAUGCCUUCAGUGUCGUCAGGUAAUUCUCAACAAUCACCGGCGUCACAGCAACAAACGCCACCAAAUCAAUCUGUGAACAGUAUGUCAGGACAAGGUAGCUAUCAAACACAACCUCCACCACUUUCUCAUAUGCAUGGCUAUAAAAUGGGACCAGGUUCAGGGCAAAGCCCCGGCUCAGCUCCACAAAAUAUGCCUCCAUAUCCACCGCCGCCACAACCGCAACAAUAUUCCCAAGGAAACUACCCGCCUCGUCCUCAAUAUCCCAGCAGCUAUGCACCAACACCAUCCACAAAUCAAGCGUCAUCUGCCAACACAAUGCCACCUGGACCAAAUCAAUAUCCAGGACGACCUUUGCCCAAUCACAGUGGCAGUCAGCACUCACAAUUCCCGCCAUAUCAGCAGAAUUGGGUGCCACCGUCACCACAGAGUCAUGCAGGAAUGAUGGGCAAUCAUGUGCAAGGCAAGGGAACGCCACCACCACCUCCACAAGCGAACGUCGUUGGCUCUCCACGACCUCUCAACUACCUGAAGCAGCACCUCCAACAUAAGGGCAGCUACGUGGGAGGAUCUAGUCCAACUCCGCCACAAGGUUACGGCAAUGGCCCGGCGGGAAGUAUGCAUUUGCCAAUGGGCCCACCCCAUCACAUGGGUCCACCACACGGUCCAACGAAUAUGGGCCCACCAACAUCAGGCCUGCAACAGGGUGGCCCUCCAUCGGCACAGAUACCCACCGAUGGAACUUCAACACCCGAUCAUGGUGUUAUUUCCCAGGACAAUGGCAUAACUUCGUCAGGCUCGGCGGCGGCGGCCAGCACGCAUCCAGUGACUUCUGUUGUUACAACAGGUCCCGAUGGUACCCCAUUGGAUGAAGCCAGCCAACAAAGUACACUGUCAAAUGCUUCAGCAGCAUCUGGAGAAGAUCCCCAAUGUACAACACCGAAAUCACGGAAAAAUGAUCCAUACAGCCAAAGUCAUUUAGCGCCACCAAGCACAUCGCCCGGUGGACAUCCUCACAAUGAGGAUUUUGAAAUGAAUUCACCACCAAAUUGGUCACGAACACCAGCUAGUCCGCAGGUUUUCAAUAGCCACGUUCCUCAAGAAACUUACCGGACAUCGACAAAGAAAUCCGAUAGUUUAUGCAAGCUCUACGACAUGGACGACAAUCCAGAUCGUCGAGGCUGGCUGGAUAAAUUGCUUAGCUUUAUGGAGGAAAGACGAACACCAAUAACGGCAUGCCCGACCAUUUCAAAGCAGCCCUUAGAUUUAUAUAGGUUAUAUAUUUAUGUAAAAGAACGAGGAGGAUUCGUCGAGGUAUGCAAGGUUACCAAAAGUAAAACAUGGAAAGAUAUUGCUGGACUUCUGGGCAUAGGAGCGAGUAGUAGCGCAGCAUAUACCCUGCGGAAACACUACACCAAAAAUCUACUGGCUUUCGAGUGUCAUUUCGAUCGCGGUGAUAUUGAUCCAUUGCCAAUAAUACAACAAGUCGAGGCUGGCUCCAAAAAGAAAUCUGCCAAAGCUGCAUCAGUUCCAUCACCAGCUGGCUCAUCGAAUUCCCAGGACUCGUUCCCGGCACCGGUGGCGGCGAACACAACUAUUGAUAGUUAUCCGGGUUAUCCGAGCGGUUAUCCUUCUGGAGCGCAGCCCGAUUACAAUGCAGGUGCUCAAAUCCAAAGGCCACCGUCACAAACUAACGCACAAACCCCUCAUGCAGGAAAUACUCAAGCAACAGCUGGUGAUAAUAUUAGUGUCAGCAAUCCUUUUGAUGACCCGGUAGGUGCACAGCCUCGUGCCCCUUAUCAACAGGGUAGUACAUAUCCUCCGGUGUCUAGAUCGCAAGGUGCCCCAUAUCCAGGUCAACCAGGCUAUAACCAAUACGGGUCGAAUGAACAAUAUAAUUCUUCAGUACCGGCCGGACAGUUUACUCAAGGUCAAGGCCAGUUUCCACCACAAAAUCGUAACAUGUAUCCUCCCUAUGGCCCGGAGGGAGAAGCUUCUUCACCGGCUGCAAAUACAUACGCGUAUGCAAGUCGGCCUUAUAACCAACCACCUCCAGGAGCUACACAAACGGUUCCACCACCUGGUGGUAGCACGACAACGCCCGCUGGUCCUCCAACUGGAGCUGGAGCAACUCCAAGUACAUAUCCUGCUGCAGCUCCACAACAACCAGAUUAUUAUCGACCUCCUGAGCAGAGUCCGCAGCCAAGGCGACAUCCAGACUUUGUUAAAGAUUCUCAGGGCUAUGCUGGUUACAAUCAGAGACCGCAAAUGUAUGGUGGUUGGCAAGGUGGUGCUGGUCAGUACCGUGGCCAAUACCCGCCUUCACCUACGCCGCAAGCAUGGUGCAAUUCCCCGCGUGCUUCUGGACCACCUCCGCCGCCGAAUCAACAAGCAGCAGCUCAAUGGGAUCAACACCGCUACCCUACACAGUCUCAACCCCCUUAUCCAGGUAAUCAGCAGCAACCUUGGACAAACAUGACCUCACCACAACAGAAUCCUGGUUCCCCACUACGGCCACCGCCGCAACGAUUGCCCGGUGGUGGAACAGUUGUUGGACUUUCACCUACAGUGUCCAUCAGUACAGGAGGUAAGCCACCAUUCAACAUGCCGCCACCUCAACCCAGUGGUAGUACUGUGGCUCCACCACCUGGACCUCCUGGAUCGGUGGGUCCACCACCACCAGGAGUUGCUGUGAGCGGUCCAUCGAUUCCGACUGGACCUAAUGUGAUGCCCGGUGGAAGUAAGGCAACACCUCCACCACCGCAGCCGGGCCAAUUCCCGUCAACAGCCCAAAUGCAAAAGAAAGACAUUGUUUUUCCACCAGAUAGCGUUGAAUCGACAACUCCGGUCUUAUAUCGACGAAAACGUUUGGUUAAAAGCGAUGUGUGCCCUAUAGAUCCAUGGCGGAUAUUUAUGUCACUCCGGUCGGGUCUGCUAUCGGAAAGCACCUGGGCCCUAGAUAUACUCAACAUUCUGCUGUACGACGACUCUACAAUUCAGUACUUCGGAUUGACACAUCUGCCUGGAUUACUAAGUCUUCUGUUGGAGCAUUUCCAAAAGAACCUCGCCGAAAUGUUCGAAAAUGAAAACAAUGCCUGCGUCACAAGUAUCUGUAGCCGAAGCAGGGCGCGGCACUACGAAAACAACUCUGAUAAAGACUGUAAUUACAAUGUGGACUUGGGUCAGCUAAUGGCGCCCACAAACACUGACGAGAAGGUACUACUCCUUUCAAACACCCCAAACUACACAAUGGUCUCACGCAAGAACAUGCCCGUCCGAAUACAAAAUGCCGAAGAUGAUAUAUUCGUUUCAGAGCAGCUCAAGCCUUGGGACUUUGAUUCAAACAAAAAGUACCAACUUACAGUGCCGAUCGGCAGUGAUGCCUGGACGUACGAUCACAUUGAACGCGAUCCACACGAUAAUGUUAUCGACGUUUUUAAGUCUGAGAUCAUUGACAUUCCAUUUGCGCGAUACAUUGGUGGCAGAAGAAGUAAAAAAGACAAAUCCGUCAGAUUGUUCCAUGAUUAUUUGGAUCGUGAUGAAGUCGGUGUUGUUGGAGGAGACGAUGAAGAGGAUAGCAACAACAAAGUACUUGCGUUCAACAAAAAACGAAGACACAUUAGUAUUUCGAGCAACACAAGCAGUAAUAAUAAUAAAAAUGGACUCAGCAGCAAUCUGGUCGGAUCUGCUAAAAAAAGUAAAAUGAAUUUCUUAGAAGAAAGCAGCAGCGCUGAUUUUUCAUCACCACUUGCCGUUUCAAUUAAGACAGAGGUGAAGAAAGUUGAACCAGAGGAUAUUGUUGUUGGCGCCGAUGGUUUGAUCUGUGAACAAAGUAGUGAUAGUGUGGUCAAGCCAAAGGAUCUCCUUGACAGCGAUUGCCGAGAAGUGGACAUGGACAUUGAACAUCCUCGUGUGCUUCUUAAUGGCGCACCACCGCCUUCUAAGAAAUCCGAUUUCGAUCCAAAGACAAGCGUCCGAGAUCCAGCAUCAGUGCUUCAACGUCGUCGCAUGUCUGGCUAUGAGGACGAGUGUUACACCCGCGACGAAGCUAGUCUCUAUUUGGUUAACGAGAGUCAGGAUUCACUGGCUCGUCGUUGCAUCUGUCUGUCAAAUAUAUUCCGCAAUUUGACGUUCGUUCCUGGAAACGAGACAAUCCUGGCGAAAUCAUCGAAAUUCCUCGCUCUGCUCGGAAAGCUGCUUCUACUUAACCACGAGCAUCUACUAAGAACACCAAAAACUCGUAACUACGAUCGGGAAGAAGACACUGAUUUCUCUGACUCAUGUAGUUCGCUGCAUGGAGAAAAAGAAUGGUGGUGGGAUUAUUUGAUUACAAUCCGAGAGAAUAUGCUCGUGGCAGUGGCCAAUAUUGCUGGCCAUCUGGAAUUGUCGCGUUACGAAGAGAUUAUAACUAGGCCUGUACUUGAUGGCCUAUUGCAUUGGGCGGUAUGUCCAUCGGCGCAUGGCCAAGAUCCAUUCCCUUCUUGUGGAUCAAACUCUGCGUUAUCACCACAGCGUCUAGCACUAGAAGCAUUGUGUAAAUUGUGUGUGACUGAUGCGAACGUUGAUCUGGUGAUUGCUACCCCACCACAUUCACGGCUCGAAAAGCUAUGCGCUGUUCUAACACGACACCUUUGUCGCAAUGAAGAUCAAGUUCUUAGGGAGUUUUCCGUAAAUUUGCUGCAUUACCUCGCGGCCGCCGAUAGCUCAAUGGCGCGUUCCGUAGCCUUGCAAUCACCGUGUAUAUCAUAUUUAGUAGCAUUUAUAGAGCAAGCCGAACAAACUGCCAUCGGAGUGGCAAAUCAACACGGCAUUAAUUACCUCCGUGAAAAUCCCGAUUCAAUGGGAACGAGUUUAGAUAUGCUAAGACGAGCAGCAGGAACUUUGCUCCAUCUCUCUCGACAUCCAGACAAUCGGUCAUUGUUCAUGCAGCAGGAACCUCGUCUUCUGGGUUUAGUUAUGAGCCAUAUACUAGAUCAGCAGGUUGCUCUCAUUAUUUCGAGAGUUCUAUUUCAAGUUUCCCGCGGUCCUGGCCCCAUGCCAUCUAUGGAAUAUCGACUGCAGCAACGUCAACAGCUUCAUCAGCAACAACAAGACAACAUAAAAUCCAAUGAAAACAGGAAAUUGAUGCAGCAACAGCAACAACAACAGCAGCAGCAGAAUGUAAAUCAACAAUUACCAGCGAUAGUUGUCGAUGAAGUUGGUUGUCCCACUGCCGGUGGUGAUUUAAGUACAAAUGCAAAUGUCGCUCCUGCGGCAACAGUCAUAGCAGUAACUAACUUCUCAUCAUCUAAUGUUCAUAGUAGUAAUAGCAAUAGCAGCAGUAGUUGUUAUAGCAAUUCUAGCCUCACUUGUAACAAAUCCGAAGAAAUCCUAGUAGUACCACCGUCGGCAACACUUAACGAUAUUAGCAAUAGCAGCAACAGCAGUUGUGGCAGCAGCAACAGUGGCAGCAACAUCACUGCUCCUAUCGGUGCCACUAUCGCACCAUCAAUAGCUUCACCAUCGUCAUCAUCUUCAACGGCGUCAUCGUCUGCUGGAGCGACUGCGUCAUCAACGCCUGCAACAACAGCGCCCAAUAGCAUUGAGAAUCCAACAUCGGGUAGCAGUGGGGGAGGGAUUGUUGCAGUCGGCAAUAAUAAUAAAAACCUGAGUACAACAACAGCAACAAUAACAGGAAAUAGUAGUAAUAGUAGCAGUAGUAGUAAUAAUAAUAAUAAUAACAAUAGCAACAGUAGUAGCAAUAACAAUAAUAAUAGCAACAUAACGGCGACAGCAUCAACUACGGCCGCUGUUGCGUAGUAACCAAGAUGUCGACGAAGUCGUUAUUAAUUAUUUUACAAAUCAUUAGUUGGGGCUGAAAUGUUUGAGAGAAGGGAUUAAAUUUUAACGCAGAAAGAAAUUCACCACACUGAUUGAUUGUUAUUUGUAUUGAAAUAUUCCACAACAGAUAUUAGAGUCAUAGAGAGUAAAUAAAGAAAUCAUCGUAACAUCCUAAAACAACUACAGGAAGGUCUAAAGAAAUAGUUAUUGAAACUUAAGGGCAGCCAAAAGCAUACCAAUUUUAGCUUUGCGAUCCAGAAAUAGAAACAGAAAUAGAGUGUGUGUGAAAUUUGUAUGAAAGCAAAGAUUUUAAAAUAAAAUUAAUAGAAAAACAAAACACAAUUCAAUUAGUGCUAGUAGUCGUAGUAGAAUUAACGGUAGCUUACGGUUGUUUUUAUGUAUGUAUAGCAAAAAGAAAAAAAAAUAGAAAGAAAUUAAUAAAAAAAAACAAAACAAACAAAUGGAGCGGAAGAUAAAACAACUCAUCAGCAGAAAUAAGAUUUGUUUAAUUUUAAAUGUUUGCUUUUAACGAUGCUGUGAUUGAAUAAAAAGAAGAGAUAAUGAUGAGAAGAAGUAGAAGAAGUAUUUUUCCGGGGCAAAUUGUUUUUCUUUUUUCUUUGUUUCUUUUCAUACACAAUUCUCGAUGAAUAUAAAUACAAAAUAAAAAAAAAAACUUUGAGACUGCGCCAGCGAUGUAUACGUGACGCAACAAUAAGAAAAUAUACUUAAAUAUUGCACUCAAUAUUAAAAAUUAAUUAAUAUUAUAUAAAUAUACAUAUUUGUAUAUAAUAAUAUGUAUAUAUAUAUAAGAAUAUAUGUAAAAAUGAAAAAUGGGUAUUUUUCUAUCUGUUAUUUAAAAAAAAUUUAAAAUUAAAAAAAAAAAAAACAAAGAAACGAGAUGACUAAGUAAUCCAUGAAAUCAGCCAAAACAUAAAACAACACACAUUGAUUAUGAUGACUGAUCAAAAUAAAACAAAACAAAAUAAAACACAACACACCACACACCCAAACACACAAAACACAUAACGAAACUUGUAUAAAAUAAAUAAUGAACAAAAAUUCAAUAUGAUAACAUUUAAAUAUUUAAAAUACAAAACAUUACUUGACUGCAGUUUUUAGCAGAAAAGAGUAGGUAUGCGAUGAAUGUAACUUAAUUAUAUAUUUAAGUAAUUAUUAUGAUUAAACAUGUAACCACACUGAGACAAAAACCACACACUUAUUAAAUAUUUCCACAAUACAUAAUAUUUCCUUAAAACAAAUUUUAAAGAAUAAAUUUAAAAAAAAAUAAAAACUAAACUACAGAUUUUAGUAUAAGCAACUUUCAAAGUUUAUAUUAACUAUUAUAAAUAAAAUAAAUAUAAAUAAUAACGCUGAUUGAUGGUGAAUGCUAACAAUUGCUGCAUGUCUGAAUGUUUAUACUU
This is a messenger RNA of Eupeodes corollae, 10604 nucleotides long. It is a transcript of the gene osa, whose product is annotated as trithorax group protein osa. The record is from RefSeq and is a predicted model, not a curated record. Bases 1402 to 9162 code for a protein of 2586 amino acids. Gene Ontology annotation, cellular component: SWI/SNF complex; nBAF complex; brahma complex. The transcript has 16 exons. Gene Ontology annotation, molecular function: nucleosome binding; DNA binding. Lineage: Eukaryota; Metazoa; Arthropoda; Insecta; Diptera; Syrphidae. Gene Ontology annotation, biological process: positive regulation of DNA-templated transcription; regulation of transcription by RNA polymerase II; chromatin remodeling.